Molecule: messenger RNA, 1077 nt
Organism: Amphimedon queenslandica
Lineage: Eukaryota; Metazoa; Porifera; Demospongiae; Haplosclerida; Niphatidae
Product: TNF receptor-associated factor 3-like
Exons: 2
Coding region: 1-1077 (358 amino acids)
Biological process (GO): regulation of canonical NF-kappaB signal transduction
Cellular component (GO): plasma membrane signaling receptor complex
Molecular function (GO): zinc ion binding
Source: RefSeq, a predicted model, not a curated record
AUGGCCCAGUUCAGUAAAGAAGAGUUUUCAUUCGUUAAAGAAUUGCCCGAGCAUGUGGAGAUAGAGUGUCCAGUUUGUCGUGGUAUCUUGACAGAUCCUCAUCUGGUGAGCUGCUGUGGACAUAAUUUCUGUAGGAGCUGCAUUGAGAGAGUAAAAGCUAGUAAUGGAUUCUGUCCUAUGUGUAAAGAGAAGGAAUAUCAAGCAAUACCUGACAAGAAGUGUUCACGUAUUAUCAAUGGAUUGGAGGUCUACUGCAGUAAUAAGGAGAAAGGAUGUGAAUGGAAAGGAGAAUUGAAGAAUAUGUCUACUCAUCUUAAUAAAGAGAAGAGAGAAGGAGAAUGCCAAUAUGAAAAAGUAAAGUGUCGAUAUGAGAAAUGUCAAGAGAGAAAGCAACGUAGAUAUUUUAAGGAUCAUGAAUAUAGAGAAUGUCCUCAUCGUCUAGUUCUAUGCCCAUACUGCAGGAGUAAAGGUACGUUCCUCUCUAUUACAAAGGAUCAUUAUGAGGAAUGCAGGCAGUAUCCUGUUACUUGUCCCAAUAAAUGUUCAUCUACUAAUAUGCCACGAGGUAGUCUCACUGCUCAUAUCAAUGAGUGUCCAUUAGAGCCAGUAGAUUGUGUGUUUAGUUGGGCUGGUUGUAAUGAUAAGCCAUUACGUAAAGAUGUACAUGUACACACUGCUGAUACUAAUGAUUCCUAUCCAUUAUUACCAGUUGAUGUUGUAGGUAAAGUAGUUCAUUUUUAUACGAAUGCAUGUGGUUACCACAUGUCAGCUAGACUGAUGAGAAGUUUUGAUGAAGAUUACUUUGUAUUACUUGCAUUUCAUGAAGGAAAGUUUGAUAAAUUCAAACCAAAUUUUCCUAAAAUAUUUGCAAGCUAUCUGAAUAAAAAUAUUCCAUUAAUAGACAACACUGCAGCUACUUAUCAACAAUUACCUCACAAUAUUCUUAAUGGCAUCCAGUGGAGGCUAGAUACUGUUGUACCUGAAGGAGUAAUUAAGCAAUAUUUAGUUGGAUAUUUAUAUGUAGGUAAAUAUGAUUUUUUUUCUGGUAGUGAUAUAGUUACAAUUUAUGCUCAGUAA